Messenger RNA from Cooperia oncophora, 315 nucleotides. The record is from the annotation of a GenBank genome assembly. Lineage: Eukaryota; Metazoa; Nematoda; Chromadorea; Rhabditida; Trichostrongylidae.
AUGUUCGAGCUGAUACGGUGCAACGAGAGAUGGAUGAAAAGAAGAUCCAUUGAAGAACUCAAGAUACGAACGAUGUAUGAUUCCACUAUAUAUGUCGACGUAUAUUGUCCCGAGGAAGGAAUAAAAAAGUCAUUGUAUAUUGGACAAGCCCUCAAUCUGGUUCUGAAGGAUUAUCUAAUUAUGAGUGGUCAGUGCAAAACGUCUGACAUUGCAUCCUCUAUAAAGUUUGAACAUUGCCUUUUGAAGAUAUUCAGAAGCGCUGAUGUCCGCAGUCUGGAGUUCCCCGAGGUUAGCAGAAACUUUUUUACUUUGUGA